AAUGUGGUGCAAAUCAGUUGUGGUUCUGAUCACACACUGGCCCUCACAAGUGAUGGCCGGGUCUACGCCUGGGGUAGCAAUGAUUGGGGACAAAUUGGUGAAGAAAAGAAACAGAAAGUUAUGAAAGAAGUGAAAAGUUUGGCAAAACUAGACUCAGAUUUUGUGGUCAAAUAUUACAACUCAUGGCUUGAGUCCAAUCAUCUCUUCAUUCAAAUGGAGUUCUGUUUGCAAAGUCUUAAAUCUGUUCUCAAAGACAAACCCAUUGUCUUCGAGAGACAACCGGAAGACCACAUGAAUAGUAAUGUGUUGAAUAUCUUCAUGAAUCCGAUCCGCCGAUCCAAUCGUUGUGUAAAACUGUGUGACUUUGGUUUGGCCACCGAACACGACCCCCAACUACACACCGAAAGCCGAUACAAACACUCAUCUGUCGGCACCUUUGGAUACAUAGCACCCGAAGUACUGUCGGGUAAACCAUAUAGUCAUAAAUCAGAUAUUUUUAGUCUUCACGCAAUCGGCGAACAGUUGUUUGCCAUUGAUUUUCAGGCUUCCCAAUCAUUUGAAGCCAAGGAAUCGGUAUUCAAGACAUCUAUACUCUGUAUGUAUGAAAUACUUCAACAAAUGAUGGCAAUUAUGUGGAGACAACGGCCUGAGUGUCGGCAAGUGUUGGCCAAAUAUAACGAGUGGUCAAUCGAUAAGUCUAUUAUCAUAAAUAAUGUGGAAUUUAAUUCAGAGUUGGAUAAACUUAAAUCUAUUCAUAAUCCA
Medioppia subpectinata is the source of this 762-nucleotide messenger RNA. The record is from the annotation of a GenBank genome assembly. NCBI's taxonomy places the organism in Eukaryota, Metazoa, Arthropoda, Arachnida, Sarcoptiformes, Oppiidae.